AUGGGUUCACCACAGCGGAUCAAGCCAGCUUCUACAAGGUUUUGGGGGAGCGAUGGAUGGAUGUUGGAGUGGUGGAUUCAGGAGCCAGAGAAGGCUGAAGCGUUACUGCAGAACAUACAAACCUAUGGUGUAUGGGCAGUGAUGGCCUACCAUCUUUUUAGACUGGCGGAUCAGCAGGUGCAGGAGGAGGCCGAGCUUACGACUGAGCAGAUGUUUGGUUGGGAACAGCAAGGAGGUCAGCAACCACAGAUGGCAGAUGCAGGGGACAGUGACCAUGCUUUGGUGGAACGGCUGGCUAUGGCGUUAGAUGGGUUGAUGAAACAUUUAAGCGAAGAUGGGGGUGGUGGCGGCUGGAGCCCCAAUACAGGACUAUAA
Molecule: messenger RNA, 375 nt
Organism: Sphaeroforma arctica JP610
Lineage: Eukaryota; Ichthyosporea; Ichthyophonida
Exons: 2
Coding region: 1-375 (124 amino acids)
Source: RefSeq, a predicted model, not a curated record